Phragmites australis (common reed) is the source of this 384-nucleotide messenger RNA. RefSeq lists its product as uncharacterized. The transcript has a single exon. NCBI's taxonomy places the organism in Eukaryota, Viridiplantae, Streptophyta, Magnoliopsida, Poales, Poaceae. The record is from RefSeq and is a predicted model, not a curated record. Bases 1 to 384 code for a protein of 127 amino acids.
AUGGGGAUCGAGAGGUCGAAGCUCAAGAAGGGAGUCAAGCCUUUCCAUGAUAUAAUUCACAAUUCAUCGAUGAUGCCCCUUGGCCAGAUCGAGUUGCCAGUCACAUUUGGCACGCCUGAUAACUUCUGCACAGAGAAGCUCACCUUCGACGUCGUGCAUUUCAAGACGGCAUACAAUGUGAUUCUAGGCCGCCCAAUGUUGGGCAAGGUUAUGACUGUCGUGCAUUAUGCGUACCAUACACUCAAGAUCCCAGGCCCUAAAGGGGUCAUAGCUGUCAAAGGAGAUCAACGAGCAACAGUCAAGUGCGACAAGCAGAGCCUGGAUAUGGUCAAACACUUCGGUCGAUCGUCAAUUACUUCAAAAGGUGCGGAGUCCAAGCGCUAG